Mucor velutinosus is the source of this 942-nucleotide messenger RNA. RefSeq lists its product as uncharacterized. Gene Ontology annotation, molecular function: SNARE binding; SNAP receptor activity. NCBI's taxonomy places the organism in Eukaryota, Fungi, Mucoromycota, Mucoromycetes, Mucorales, Mucoraceae. The record is from RefSeq and is a predicted model, not a curated record. Gene Ontology annotation, cellular component: SNARE complex; endomembrane system; plasma membrane. The transcript has a single exon. Gene Ontology annotation, biological process: exocytosis; vesicle fusion; intracellular protein transport. The coding region runs from base 1 to 942 and encodes 313 amino acids.
AUGAGUGUUAACAGACUUGCCGAGCUUCAAAGAGAUCCCCGCAACAACAGCGGCAAUCCUGGCCAAAAUGCAGGUAAUCCAGGUGGUGGAUAUGAGAUGCGUCCGCUUUUGUCUACUACUGGCGAUAUCACUUCUGUCCAAGGAUUUCUUGACGAAGUGUCUCAUGUAAAGGAAAGUAUCUCCCAAAUCAACUACAAUGUCAACACCAUCCGAUCCUACCAGUCAAGCAUGCUUCAAACUGCUGAUGCUGGAGAGCUUGCAAGAAACAGACAGCAGGUGGAUAACCUCACCAGUGAGACUCAAAACAUCAUGACACACGUGAAACAAAAGCUCAAGGAAAUCGAGCCUACUGCCCGACACACUGAUUUAGCCAUGAGAAAGAACGCCUUCAGCUCUGUGACAAAAUCUUUUAUGGAUGCCAUUGAAAAGCAUCGUCGAGUCGCACUGGAAUUUCAAAAGGAAGAGGGACAACAGCUGGAAAGACAAAUCAAGAUUGCAAACCCCAAUGCCACACCUCAAGAAAUUCAACAAGCUAUUGCCAGUGCAGAGCAAGGUGGAGGAGCUGUGUUUGCUCAACAAUUGCUUCAAUCUGUCAGCGGUGAAUAUAGACGUCAAGGUGCUCAAAAUACUCUAGAUGCAGUACAAGAGCGUCAUGAGGACAUCAAGCGUUUAGCCAAAAGUGUUCAAGAAUUGUCUGUGCUCUUUGAGGAGAUGCAGCAAAUGUUGGAAGCUCAGUCCAAGGUGCUGGAUACAAUUGAACAAAGUGCAUACGAAACCACUGGUAAUUUGGAGCAAGGUGUUCAAUACGUCGAAAAGGCAAAGACGUCUGCCAAGGCUACUCGUAGAAAGAAGUGGAUCUGUUUUGGUAUUUUCAUUGUUAUUCUCAUCAUUAUUGCCAUUGUCUUGGGUGUCACUCUCGCUCCCAAGAGCAGCUCUUCCUAA